AUAUAUAUAUAUAUAUGUGGAAGCAAAGGACUUGAUCAAGAAUCCUAUCCUGGGUAUUGUUUGCUUCAGAGAAGAGAAGACGCUGUAAUGAAGAAUAGCUCCAUGUCGCAUCCAUUCGAUAGUACCCCGAAAACUCUACAGCGUGAAAGAGAUCAGGCCGGGGCCGGUGGUUCCAGAGAUAAGGGAGAUGUGAAGUCUUAUACUGUGGAGAAGAACAAGGAGGCAGUGUCAAAGAAGGCAGAGAGCAAGCCGCCCCAAGACAUUGAUGAAAGUGCUGAGGCUUUCAUCAAGAAGUUCCGGCACCAGCUCUUGAUCCAAAGGCUCGAAUCCAUAGAGAAUUACGAGCAAAUGCUGGCAAGGGGGCUGUAAAAUACCCCCUCUUGAUCGAUCUUCGUGUGACUGUAUUAAUGGAUAUGCAUGUUUUAGAGUGGAUUCAGCAUAUGUAUAACGAUGAAGUUUUUGGGCAUUCAAAGAUGAAACAUUAAAAUUUGCCUCCUUUUAGCACAAGUUGUUUUCCUUUUGUUUGCUGUUUUGAACGUUGUAAUAGCUUGUGUUUACGGUUCUUGAUUAAGUCAUAGAUGUGCCGAUCGAGUUUGCUCAAAGCAUUUAUCCAUAGAUCGAUUUA
Messenger RNA from Juglans regia (Persian walnut), 625 nucleotides. RefSeq lists its product as uncharacterized. Bases 88 to 369 code for a protein of 93 amino acids. Lineage: Eukaryota; Viridiplantae; Streptophyta; Magnoliopsida; Fagales; Juglandaceae. The record is from RefSeq and is a predicted model, not a curated record. The transcript has a single exon.